CAAUUGGAGACCGUGUUGCAAAAAGUCGAUGAUGGAAUUCUAAUAGCAGUUCAUGCCGAAGAAGCUCUUGACAUUCCAAUUAAAGCCAAUGAAGAGGAACCUAAAUGUUAUGAGUCAUUUCUCAGGACAAGACCCGCAGAAAUGGAAAUUAAGGCUGUGAGGACAAUUGCGGAAUUGGCAGUGAAACACAAGAAGAAACAUUUUCACCUCCUGAAUCUAAGUGCCAACGAAGUCCUGCCCAUCAUUCGGGAUUGCAAGGCCAAGGGUGCCAAGCUGACUGCCGAAACUUGUCCCCAUUAUCUCAGUUUAGCAGCUGAAGAUGUUGAAGACUGUCGCACAGAAUUUAAAACCCAUCCGCCGAUUAGAGCCCGCUCCAAUCAGGCUGCCCUGUGGGAUGGUAUAAAGUCGGGUGUGAUAGAUAUCAUUGCCUCAGAUCAUUCUCCUGCCACUCCGGGACCAAAAUGCCUCACCUAUGGUAGGACACGUGGUAAUUUUCUAAAUGCUUGGCCUGGGAUCUCGUCACUGCAAUUGGGUCUUUCGGUAAUGUGGACCCAUUGUGAAAAACAUGGCCUCGGGAUGCAACAUCUCUACAAGACAAUGUGUGAAAAUCCCGCUAUUCUGUGUGGCCUGGAAAAUUCUAAGGGUAAAAUUAUUGAGGGUUAUGAUGCUGACUUUUGUAUUUGGGAUCCGGAUGCAGAAUUUCAUGUCGAUGCGGAUAUGCUGUUUUCGACCAAUAAGGCCACACCUUAUAUGAAUCAACGUCUACGCGGUAUGGUCCAUGCUACAGUUGUACGCGGCCUGCAUGUUUAUCAGCAACAUGAGGGAUUUGGUCAACCUCUGGGAAGAAUUGUUCUCCGAAAAAAUGUCAAGAAAGUUGUGAAAUUUCAAUAA
This is a messenger RNA of Musca vetustissima, 891 nucleotides long. Its product is annotated as allantoinase-like. The record is from RefSeq and is a predicted model, not a curated record. NCBI's taxonomy places the organism in Eukaryota, Metazoa, Arthropoda, Insecta, Diptera, Muscidae. The annotation marks the transcript as partial. Gene Ontology annotation, biological process: purine nucleobase catabolic process. Gene Ontology annotation, molecular function: allantoinase activity. Gene Ontology annotation, cellular component: cytoplasm. The transcript is spliced from 4 exons.